AUGAAGGUCGGAUAUCCCUCAUGUCAUUCCUUUGAGAAAUUAGAUACCUCUCUUCUUGCACUCAAGAUUGCAAGACAUUCUCCUUGUUCCAGAUGUAUCAAAUGUCCUGGACUCCAUCCGCCACCCGGCAUUGACGUAGUGGUCGACGGUCAGAGCGAUUCAAGUUUAGGUGACCUUGGGCAGUAUGGCUCAGACGACGAGGACGAACCACCAUCCUCUUACCUGUCAAGCUGUGCCUGUGGUCAUGGUGUAAAGGAACAUAAUGCAGACGAGAAGGAACUUGGAAGAGUAGAGUUCAAUCGAAAAGCCAGAGUCGCCAUUCGACUUGAUGAACUAUUGCAGGACUCUGGUCGUCUACCGGACUUUGACUACACGGAUGACGAUAUAUCCUCCCUACGGAAACAAAUGGCUCAUACAAUUUCGUCUGUCAGUCUUGCAGCUACCAACUCAUCUCCAGACCACCGAAUAGAAAAUGUUCCCCCUCGUUCUCCAACAUCAUCUAUACUUAGCGACCCUCCGCAACCCGCGACCAAAAAACGACGCGUGUCUUUCUCCUCCUUAAGUGAUGCUGACCAUGACGAGGAUGACGAUGAGGAUGAUGAUGAAGAAGAUCGGCCUCUCGCUGCUCGGAUUACAAUGGGGUCUCGUUCGGUUCCUGGAAAGCGAAGCGGAAAACAAGCACCUGGUAAAAAGACAAAGAAGUCACAUACUCUUGCAGGAGGUGCUGUACCUGCAUCAUCAAUUGAAGAAGCCAAUGCCAACGCUCCGACCUUUAAUGGGAAACAUAAUGGAAUUAAUGGGCAUGAACCCCGAAUUAAACAAGAGGACAAGAUGGACGAAGGCCAGCUCAAUCGCUUGACUGCUGGUAUACCAGUGGACUCCGUUGGAAGGUCGUCAGCAGGCCACAUUUACCGGCAUUUAUUGCAGCCACCAGUGAGAACAGAAAAACCAUCAGCAAUUGAAUUGCGAAAAGGGGUCAUACAAAUUACUGCAGUGGAAAACGACAGACAGGCUCGCUCUUUAAUAAUUCUAACAGGUCUUAAGACACUCUUCCAGAAGCAGCUUCCUAAAAUGCCUCGCGAAUACAUAGCUCGCCUCGUUUUUGAUAUUAAUUCAAAAUCUCUUGCUAUCAUCAAACGAGGAUAUAAAGUCGUUGGAGGGAUCUGUUACCGACCCUUCAUACAAAGAGGCUUCGCAGAAAUCGUCUUCUUUGCCACAAACUCUGCUGAUCAAGAAAAGGGCUACGGGGGAAUGUUGAUGGAUCAUUUCAAAGCGCACAUUCGAAAGACUUAUCCGGAUAUGAUGCACUUCCUCACAUAUGCUGACAACUAUGCUGUUGGAUACUUCGAAAAGCAGGGUUUCUCCAAAGAUAUCUCAUUAGACCGUUCGGUGUGGGCGGGGUAUAUUAAAGAUUAUGAAGGCGGAACUAUAAUGCAGUGCACCAUGUUACCCAAGAUUGACUACUUGGAUAAGCAAUCCAUCUUCAAGCAGCAAACCGAAGCAAUCCUUGCAAAAAUUCGCGAGAAAUCGACUUCUCAUAUCGUAUACCCUGGACUCCCUCAAUUCCAACCAGGCGCGCCACCAGGCAUUAAAGUCGACCCAAAAACUGUUCCUGGUCUAAGAGAAACAGGUUGGACUCCUGAAAUGGCAGCGCUAUUGGCCCGUGGUCCUGUUAAACCUAGUACACGGACUACCAUGGAAAAAAUCCUAGCAGAGUUGAUUGAGGAACCGAGAUCUUGGGCUUUCCGAGAUCCCGUCGACCCGGCCGACGUUGCUGAUUAUUUCGACGUCAUCAAGCAUCCAAUGGGUACGCGGUUCAUGAUGCUGUUUGUAUAUACUGAUUAUAUUUAUCCUUUGUACCUGAUAUUUUCGUAG
Psilocybe cubensis is the source of this 1875-nucleotide messenger RNA. RefSeq lists its product as uncharacterized. The record is from RefSeq and is a predicted model, not a curated record. Gene Ontology annotation, cellular component: histone acetyltransferase complex. Gene Ontology annotation, biological process: chromatin remodeling; positive regulation of transcription by RNA polymerase II. The transcript is spliced from 7 exons. Lineage: Eukaryota; Fungi; Basidiomycota; Agaricomycetes; Agaricales; Agrocybaceae. Bases 1 to 1875 code for a protein of 624 amino acids. Gene Ontology annotation, molecular function: protein binding; histone H3 acetyltransferase activity.